AUGGUUAGUAAUGAGGGCAAUGAGGAAGAUGCUAUCACAGCAAAGUCUAAAAUCAAGAGGUAUCUUUCACGUCCUAUCUCACUUGAGGAUGUGUCUUACUUAACCUGGCUUCGAGACUACGAUUGGUAUAAGUAUCGGUUAAGAGGGGUUCGUGGUGCAAAACCCCGUGUUUUAAACUACUACCCAGUCUACCGUGAGCAGGAGGAAGUUGCACGUGUGAAGCUUACUCUACAUCAUCCGUUCAGGAAGUUUAGUUCGUUUUCAGAGGCGUACAGCCAUUGCCGGGUAGUGUAUACCCAUCCAGAUGACAAAUAUGGCAAGGAGCUUGACACUUCAGAGGAUGAUGCUUUAUUCGAAGAUAUUGAUGAUCCAAUUGAUAAUCCAUAA
Messenger RNA from Penicillium taxi, 387 nucleotides. RefSeq lists its product as uncharacterized. The coding region runs from base 1 to 387 and encodes 128 amino acids. The transcript has 2 exons. Lineage: Eukaryota; Fungi; Ascomycota; Eurotiomycetes; Eurotiales; Aspergillaceae. The record is from RefSeq and is a predicted model, not a curated record.